UAUAGGCAUCGCAUUCGCCGACAGCGUCGGUUCUAAGGCUUCUUGAAACUGUAUUUUGCUAGUUCGCUAGUUUUAACUUAUUACUUCGAAAUAUACCUAUGGUGCAUUGUAAUUUGUUUUUAUAGUUUUAAUGAAACAAAUUACGGCUGUGAGACUACUAUGGUUUCGCAGCGAAUGAUUACGUGAAUUCAAUUUUGUUAUUAAAAUUACUUUCAUUUAGAAGCUUAAAUAACCAAGAAAUUUAAACUUUUUCUAGAAAAAAGUUGUUUUUACCAUCUAACCAGGAAAGACGGUUCAGAAGAAUAAGAAUAAAAUAUUAUGACAAUGGAUAUUCGACCAAAUCAUACCAUAUACAUCAACAACCUGAAUGAAAAAAUCAAAAAGGAGGAAUUAAAGAAGUCUUUAUAUGCUAUAUUCUCACAAUUUGGCCAAAUAUUAGAUAUAGUAGCCCUUAAAACCUUAAAGAUGAGGGGACAAGCAUUUGUAAUAUUCAAGGAAAUUUCCAGUGCUACAGUUGCACUGCGAAGUAUGCAAGGAUUUCCAUUCUAUGAUAAGCCAAUGAGGAUUCAAUACUCAAAAACUGACAGUGAUGUCAUUGCUAAAAUUAAAGGUACCUUCCAAGAAAGACCUAAACGGCCUAAAAUGCCCAAGUCAUUGGAAGAUAGUAAGAAGAAGAAGAAAGAUGCUAAUAGAAAUGCUGUGCCUGGAUUUGGUCAACCUGGUCACCUUAAUAAUGUCAAUGUGGAACAACCUCCAAACCAGAUUCUGUUCCUUACAAACCUCCCAGAUGAAACCUCAGAGAUGAUGUUGUCUAUGUUAUUCAACCAAUUUCCUGGUUUCAAAGAAGUCCGUCUGGUGCCCAAUCGGCAUGACAUUGCAUUUGUGGAGUUUGCAAAUGAAAUGCAGUCUGCAGCAGCAAAAGAAGCACUACAAGGAUUUAAGAUUACUCCAACACAUGCAAUGAAAAUUACUUUUGCUAAGAAAUAAGAUGUAAUAUAGUUUAAAUAAAGUUUUACUUAUAUUGAGAUCUGUUUUGAGCAUUGCACUAAGCCUUAACAGCUCUCUCUCUCUCCGGCUGUGAUAAUUUAUUACAA
This is a messenger RNA of Pieris rapae (cabbage white), 1094 nucleotides long. It is a transcript of the gene snf, whose product is annotated as U1 small nuclear ribonucleoprotein A. Lineage: Eukaryota; Metazoa; Arthropoda; Insecta; Lepidoptera; Pieridae. The transcript has 4 exons. Gene Ontology annotation, cellular component: U1 snRNP. Gene Ontology annotation, biological process: mRNA splicing, via spliceosome. The record is from RefSeq and is a predicted model, not a curated record. Bases 319 to 987 code for a protein of 222 amino acids. Gene Ontology annotation, molecular function: U1 snRNA binding.